AAUGCAUUGUGGAUUAUGGGACGAGUCACGCAAUCACUUCACUUCACAGACAAAUAGCUUCCACCUCGGCCUCAUCGAGUCGGCGAUAUUUUCUCUAGUCUUCUGUAACUUAAAGUUGAAAAAUCUUUAUCCUUAAAGCUGCUAACAUCAUGAGUGAGACACUGAGAUUGGUUGUUUGUGGAGGAGGGAAUGGUUCCCAGGCUUUGUCCGGCCUGGCGGCCAGCCGGCCUAACACCCACGUCACCCUGUUCACCCUUUUUCAAGACGAGGCUGCCAGGCUGAAGGCAGCCAUGGGUGAAGAGGGUAUUAAGGUGAUCCAGCACCGCGCCCAUAAGGAACCAGAAGUGUUCCAAGGAAAGCCCCAUGUGGUGACAAAGAAUGCUGCAGAAGCAAUCCCUGGCUGUGACAUGAUCGUCUUUGUCCUACCAGCGUUUGCCUUUUCCGAAUACCUGCAUGCCAUGAAAGAACACCUGCAGCCGGGCAUGUCCCUAGUAGCGGCCCCGGGGCAGGCGGGGUUUGAGUUUGAAGCACGCUCUAUCCUAGGCGACAAAUACAAAGAUUGCACUGUGGCGUCCUUCGAAUCCCUUCCCUGGGCAUGCAGAGCUUCUGAGUUUGGCAGACAGGUUGACCUCCUCGGGGAGAAGGAAACCAUCAUUGGUGCUGUUGAAGAAGGUCUCGUGCCAGCAAAGAAGAAGCCAAUUGAGAGUCUACAAUACUGCAUAGGGCCCAAGCCUAAGCUCAUAAUUGGGAGUAAUAGCCUUGUUGCGAUUUCACUGAUGUCUGUCAAUGCCUACAUCCAUCCGCCAAUCUUCUAUGGUAGCUGGAAGAAUUGGGAUCAAAAACCACUCAAGGAGAAGCCACUUUUCUACCAUGGCUUAUCAGAAGAGAGUGCUAAGAUUAUGGACAAAGUGAGUGAUGAGGUUGUUGAGAUCGGCAAAGCCAUCCAGAGGCAAUGCCCUAAUGCCAAUAUGGCAUCUGUCAAAACCCUGUAUGACUAUUACAUGAGGGUUUGGAGUGCUGAGAUUGAAGACCCCACCAACAUAUACACUGUAAUGAAGACAAUGAUCCCAUACAAGACCCUCUACCACCCCAUGAAGGAGGUUGAAGGUGGCUUUGUCCCUGACUUCAGCAACCGUUAUGUGACUGAAGACAUCCCAUUUGGCCUGGUGGUGUUGAGAGGAAUUGGUGAAGUUGCAGGCGUCAAGACCCCUAUGAUGGACGAGUGCUUGGCAUGGUUCGAAAAGGAGACCGGGAAGAAGUAUAUUGUUGAUGGCAAGUGUGAGGGGAAGGACAUUAGUUCAACUAGGGCCCCACAGCGGUAUGGCUUCAAGACAAUUGAUGAUAUGCUAGGCUUUUGAAUUGGAACUCUCUGUUUAGGCAAGAGAUGCUGGCUUGUUGGAAAUUGUAUUUAGCAGUGUAAGUAAGUCAGUUCACAAAGCUAAUGUUGUAUGGUAAUAAAGUGCUGACUUGUCCUGAAA
This is a messenger RNA of Nematostella vectensis (starlet sea anemone), 1478 nucleotides long. RefSeq names its product tauropine dehydrogenase. The transcript is spliced from 4 exons. Lineage: Eukaryota; Metazoa; Cnidaria; Anthozoa; Actiniaria; Edwardsiidae. The coding region runs from base 150 to 1358 and encodes 402 amino acids. The record is from RefSeq and is a predicted model, not a curated record. Gene Ontology annotation, molecular function: oxidoreductase activity.